Messenger RNA from Helianthus annuus (common sunflower), 384 nucleotides. RefSeq lists its product as uncharacterized. The transcript is spliced from 2 exons. Bases 1 to 384 code for a protein of 127 amino acids. NCBI's taxonomy places the organism in Eukaryota, Viridiplantae, Streptophyta, Magnoliopsida, Asterales, Asteraceae. The record is from RefSeq and is a predicted model, not a curated record.
AUGGAGAGACUUCCUACAAGGGUGGAAUUAUGUAAAUGUAAUAUUCCUGUUCCCGAUGUGGGUUGUCCAAUGUGUGAGUCUGGUGAUGAAUCUGCGGUUCACUUGUUUACGGCUUGUAGCUUCGCUACGUCUGUUUGGUUGAAAGUUAGUACGUGGUGUAAAGUCCCGUUUCUUGUAGCAUUCUCGUUCAAAGACGUGUUGAGUGCUCACCGGUUCUGUGGGUUGCAAGGAAAGUGUCUUUUGGCUUAUCAGGGCAUUGUGAUUAUUACUUGUUGGAUGAUUUGGAAGGCUAGGAAUGACGUGGUUUUUAAUGCUAAAAUUCCGAAGGUGUAUCGGGAGGUUCAACCGGAUGUACCGGACGGUUUAACCGGUUCUACCGGAUGA